Saccoglossus kowalevskii is the source of this 4643-nucleotide messenger RNA. RefSeq names its product DNA mismatch repair protein Mlh3-like. Gene Ontology annotation, biological process: mismatch repair. Lineage: Eukaryota; Metazoa; Hemichordata; Enteropneusta; Harrimaniidae. Gene Ontology annotation, cellular component: mismatch repair complex. The record is from RefSeq and is a predicted model, not a curated record. Gene Ontology annotation, molecular function: ATP-dependent DNA damage sensor activity; ATP binding; ATP hydrolysis activity.
UUUUUAAAACGCUUGAAAACAUGGUGGCACGCGAGUACGUCUUCGGUUUUGCUUGUACACAAUUGAACUUGUGCCCUGUUGUGAAGUAGAUAACACAAAAUCACACGACAAUGGAUGUGCGUUGUGUAUGCCGUGUUUAUAGAGAAAAUUCGGUGGAUUGAACAUGAUACGAAUGGAAUCACCAACCUAACAAUGAUUCUCAUAUGCCUGUAUCAAAGGUGAUGGCAUCCACAAUCCAACCCUUAUCAGAUGAAGUGAGAUCUCGUUUGAGAUCGGGCAUCGCUAUCACAUCAUUGACUCAGUGCGUAGAAGAAUUAGUGUUGAACAGUAUAGAUGCAAAUGCUACCUGUAUCGCUGUCAGAGUCGACAUCCCAUGCUACAAGGUCCAUGUUAUCGACAAUGGCACUGGUAUUACAGUUGAGCAGAUGAAACUAAUCGGGCAGAGAUAUGCGACAAGCAAAUGUCACAACAUUCAAGAUUUAGAAAACUUGUCCUACUAUGGCUUUCGAGGCGAGGCUUUAGCAAGCAUAUGUGAUGUCACCGGGGUCCUGGAGAUUGUCUCAAAAGCAAAAUCGUCCAACUGCACUUACUGUAAGCUAUUUAAAAAUGGUAAACCGCUGGAAGUUUUCAAAGCAGAAAAGCCGAGGCCAAGUCAGGGUACAACUAUAACUGUACAUGAUUUCUUCUAUAACUUACCCGUGAGGAGGAAAACGAUGUCGCCAGUGUUAGAGUUUGAGAGAGUCCGUCAGUGUUUGGAAGGCAUUGCUCUCAUGAGACCAUUUGUUUCUUUGUCAUUAAGAAAUGAUUAUACUGGAGUUAAGACCUUACAAACACACAAAUCAGACUCUAUUCUUGGUACUUUUGGUCAGCUUUUCGGUGUCGGGAAGGCACGGAUCAUGAAAGAAAUGCAAUAUUCUUAUAAUGAGUUUACAAUUAUUGGUCACAUUGGUACGGAUGGUCACACAAAUAAAAACAUACAAUUUAUAUAUGUCAAUGGUCGACUACUUUUGAAAACAAAACUGCAUAAAGUGGUCAAUGUGCUGCUCUCAAAGUCUGUGAUUGUGAAAAGCAGAGCCACUCUUAACGGUACAACUUUGCAGACAAAUCAACAGAGACUGGGAUAUUUACACCCAAUGUUUGUCCUAAAUAUCCAGUGCCCAUUGUCUGAAUAUGACAUCUGCCUGGAACCCUCUAAGACAUUGGUCGAGUUUAAAGACUGGGACGGAAUAUUACUGUGUCUCGAAAAUUUUAUUCUUGAAUUCUUGAAAAGGGAGAAUUUGACCAUGAAAUUAGAAAUACCAAAUAAUCUGACGGAGCUGGAAGCAUUGCUCAAUGAUGAAGAGAACAACACAGUUUGCAAUCAAAAAAGUGACGAUGUCUAUGAGGAAGAAUUGUCUGGCGAUUAUGAUCAGCCCAAGUACAAUUUAAGCAUGUUUGCAAGAAAUGCUACACACAGGUACGGUAAGGAUAUUUCCACAGAAAAUCUGAGAUCAACCUUGCAGUCCAACAUAGUCAGGAGACCUUUUAAACAAUAUUUAAAUGAAUUAUUCAAACAAACUGAAGAUGAGGCGGAUAAUGAGGUAGAUGAUGAAGAGGAUGGAGCAAACGAUGGCAAUACUAGUAAUACAGAUAGUAACAUUGCUCAGGUUGUUGAAUGUGAUGGAGAUGCCAAAACUUUAGAAAUGCAAAGUAAUAUCAAAAGUGACGAAAGCCAUGGCUGCAAAUUCAAUGAUGGAAAGAAAAAUAGUGCAGACUUUCCAAACAAAUCAGAUGAAGUAUCAUGUGAUGAUAAAACGGUGACCAGCAUGCAACAUCAAAUCAACUCGCUAACUAAGUCUCCGAAUUUGGCUGCACUCACAAAAACAUGUAAUGUAGUAGGUCCACCUGAUAAGUUUCCGCUGCAAACAAAAUUAUGCCAUGGCGAUAGUGAAGUCAUCAUAAGUAGCAGCAAAUCAACGCAGCUUGUAUCAGACUUGGCUGAGGAACUUUGUGGUUAUCAGGAACCGCACACCAUUUCUCACAACAAAAAGAUAAAGUCUUCAUCUGUGAAAAUGAUGUACGACAAAUUGAGAGAGUCUCGAUUUAAACCAGCUACUGAAAGAAAGUCAAUGAGUUCCUGUAACAUUAUAGGGUUGAACAGCUAUAGUCACACCAGCUCUUUGCACCAGUUCAAGCAAACAGUAUCAAACUCUGGUAGAACAGAUUCAGCAAAGAGAAUUAGUAAGUUUUUCAGGAAUAUCUCUCGACUUGACAAAACCAAGAGUAAAUAUUCUGGAUCUGAAGUAGCUAGGGACUCUGAGCACUUUCCUGUGAUGUUGAGGGCAACAUUUUCCCAUGGCUUGAGGAGUAGAUUCCCUGCUGCCAAAUCACACACAAAAGAAUCCUAUCUCGGACAGCCUGAGAAGCCAUGCAAUGCAAGUCUGUUACAGAAUGAGGCUGUAGCUACAAUAGAAGUUUAUAGUGCAGGUAAAUCAGGGAAAGAGACUACAGAUACAGGAUCGUUAAACUCCGCAGAGAGCACAAUACCAACAAUAGAGACAUUGAAGAAAAAGGAAGUUGCACCCCAGCCUGAUCUGAGAAAAUUGAGGCAGAAAUUAACGCAGAAACGAAUGUACAGUGAUGAUGCAGUUGCAUAUGCUAAGGUUGCGAGAUUUCCACAACCUGCAGUUAAAAAGUUUGCAACCACAGAGAGUUUCAUUCAGACAUUUAACAAUGGUGCUUCUGGAAUAGAAAAAAAUGAAAGUAGUCCCCAAAGACGUACUGAUAGUGUUACUUCAACUCAAGAUGUUACUGCACACACCAAGCAUACAUUGAUGGAUACAAAACCUACAGAUAUCAGUGAAAAAGGCAAGUUGUUUCUACAGAAUGGAAAAAAUAAUUUCACAAUCCAAUCCAGUGUUGAAUUUGAGGAGUCAAUCCAGGAUAUAUCCACGGUGACACUGCUGACAGAAAAAGAGAAUCCUACACAACCUCAUCAUUUUUCGGAUGACAUAGAUAAUCAGAUGAAUGACGCCAUGGUUACUAUUGAUGUAAUACCAAAGAUGGAAACCGCAGAAUUGUUGCCAGUGUUUGAGGGAGACCCUAUCAACUCUGUCCCCACCGAUAGUUGUAAUGGUGUGAACCAAAACAAAAAGGAUUUUACAAAUGUUGAUGACGAACGUUCCUCAGUAGCCGAUGACUUGGAUGCAGGUGAUAGUCGACAUACCAUGCCCCACGAUGUUUCGAUGCCUGACAUUGCUGUGCACAAAGUCUCUGCUACUGCAAUAGAUAAUGAAAACUGCAACAACAAUGUUACUUUCAGUGAUAUAGAAGAAUUGGGUCAUAAUUGGAUCAGCAAAUUUGACGUUUCUCUUGGCAAAAGGAUUUAUGUUGAUCUAAUGACUGGACUGACAAGACUUGUACCACCAAGUAAAGAAGAAACACAACCACCAGAGACAAGGAAGCAGUCAGAGACGGGGACAAGCAGUACGAUAUGUACCUCUAUGAAAUUGCCAGAUCAGCAGCAUCGAGUCCAUCCUUUUCUAUCCCAUAAUGCAACACCAUUUUUGCCACUUGUGAAAGACCACUCUAACAUUAGUCAGAGUAAUGAUGCCGGUGAUGGUAGUGGUGGUGGUGGUGGUGGUGGUGUUGCUGUGUUAGACAAGUCAACCAUUGGUACCAUAUGGGAUGAACACUUGGUAAAACAGAGUGAAGAUGUGGCUUCAAAAUGGAGAGAUGACAAAACAAACAAAAUUAGUGAAAGCAAAGAUGUAGCGGAAUUGUUUGCAGAGUGGGAGAACCCAAUGUUUGCAGUACCAGAAAGCUGUAUUUCUGAUGCCAGCAACCAGCCAGUCAGUAGACAGUCAGUGAGAAUACGAGGAGCUAUCAACCAGUACAAAUUCACCAAGGCCAUGCUGGACAACAUCAAGAUGUGUGGUCAGGUGGACGAUAAGUUCAUUGCAUGUUUAGUGAAGACCACUGAUAAAACAGAUGAACCAAAUUUACUGGUGUUGAUAGAUCAGCACGCUGCCCAUGAACGUGUUCGACUGGAACAACUGACUGCAGAUGUUUAUGAUGACAGUAAAGAUGAUGAGGAUCCAAUCAGCCGAAAGAUCAGAUCAUCACGGGUAAUACCAGCAGUUACAAUAAUAUUAACACCGGGGGAGAUUCGGAUAAUGGAGGCGUUCAAGUCAAACAUUGAGAAAUUAGGAGUCACAUUUAACAUCACUGGUAGCGACAUCAUUGAAAUACACACCUUACCCGCAUGUCUGAUGGAGAGGGAGGUGAAUGAAGUAAAGCGAGGACGACAACCAGUGGCUUUAUCAAUUGUUGAGACAUUAUUGAAAGAGCACAUUGAUUUGCUACAGAAGACCUCGGGUGCAUGUGCUGUGUUGCCAAGGACACUCACAAAAGUGUUGAACUCACAAGCCUGCCAUGGGGCAAUCAAAUUUGGUGAUGCUUUGGACCACCAUGAGUGCACAUCACUGAUCAGGUCCUUGUCACAUUGUGAUUUACCAUUCCAGUGUGCCCAUGGUAGGCCCUCAUUAAUGCCCAUCAUUGACCUGGAUAUACUCCGCAAACAGUUGGAUACUGAGAAAUGUUCCAAACCCAAACUGUGGAAACUUAAGCAUUUGAUGGAUAAAGAAAGCGAGAUGGAACAAUGA